UUUAUGCCGAAAUGCCGUUGGAGCCAGCUCUAUAACCAAAUGGAUAUCGCAAAUUGAAUCUUUCGAGUAAAGAGAAUUGGGAUUAAAUAUUUGCGAACGUGCGACGACGCCACGAUAUGUAUGCGGAUAAUAAACGUGGCCUAGACAAGGUGACGGCCGCCACCGCGCCCACCAUUGCCCUACAACAGCAGCAGCUACAACCACAACAUAUGCACCAUCAUGUGUUGCAAUUGCAACAACAGCAGCAGCAGCAGCAACAGCAGCAACAACUCCAACAGCAUCAGCAUUUGCAGCAUCAAAUGCAUACGCAUCAUAAUUUCCAGCCACACGAAACACCAGCAGCAUUGUCACAACAGCAGCAACAGCAACAUAUGCAACAGCAACAGCAGCAGCAACACCAGCAACAGACAGCACAACAGCAGCAGCAGCAGCAGCAACAGACAGCCGGCAUGUUUACAAGGUUCGAUGCCAACAAAUCGACCAAGGGCGCCUCCAAGAUGCGACGCGAUCUUAUAAAUGCCGAGAUAGCCAAUCUGAGGGAUCUGCUGCCAUUGCCACAAUCGACGCGCCAGCGACUCUCGCAGCUGCAGCUGAUGGCGCUGGUCUGUGUGUAUGUGCGGAAAGCCAACUAUUUUCAACAAGUCUUUAAGCGUCACAAUGCCAUGCACCAUCAUCAUCAUCAGACAGCAACACCAAAUAUUGGCUUCUCGAAGGCACUUUCCGGCUUCCUGAUGAUGCUCACACAAAAUGGCAAAUUGCUCUAUAUAUCGGAUAAUGCGGCCGAGUACUUGGGCCAUUCCAUGGAGGAUCUGCUGAUACAUGGUGACUCCGUUUACGAUAUCAUUGACAAACAGGAUCACGCAACCAUCCAGGCCGAGCUAAAUCGGAACGUGCCACCGCAGCCAGGUGGCAGCCAGGCAAACAGCAGCGCUGCUGGCGGCGGCGGCGGCGGCGUUGGCAUCAGCGGCGACUCAACGUCCAGCAAUGGCAGCGUUGGUGGUGUCGGUGGUGGUGGUGGUGGCGCCUCCAGUCUGGAGGGCGAGCAUCGCAUGUUCCUCUGUCGCAUGAAUGUUAGUCGCAAUGCGCGACGGCAAAUGCGUUUCGGCGAUCAAAAGGUUGUUCUCGUACAGGGUCACUAUUUGUCAUUUCUGCCGCUCUGCAGUCGAAACGAGCCCGUCUUCUUGGCCACCUGCACGCCCAUCGCCAUGCCCGAGACGCGCGAGUGUGUGGUGCAAGGUGCCACCAAUGUGUUUACCACAAUUCACUCGAUGGAUAUGAAAAUCGCGCACAUCGAUAAGAAUGGCGAGUUCCAUUUGGGCUAUGAAAAGAGCACAUUGCAGGCAACAUCUUGGUACAAUCUGAUACACAGCGAAAACCUAAGGGAGGCACAGAGCAAACACAGACUAAUAACCCAAUCGGAACAGGAUCGCAGCUGUAUCCUGCUGGUGCGAAUGCAGCGCUCCAGUGGCGAAUACACAUGGGUCCAUGUGGUGCUACAGGUACGGGACAGUCCAGACUCCACCCAGCAGCCUGUGAUUGUGUGCACCAAUCAAGUGCUCAAUGAUCGCGAGGCAUCCGUAAUGCUGGCCAACUCCUGGCUGUACCAUUACUACACGGUACAGUCAAAGAUUCAGUUCGGCAUGCCGCUGGACAGUGGCAUGCGCGUGCCGCCGGGCAGCACCUCCAGCGGCUAUUACAGUCCCCACUCGACGCACUCCCAGCAGCCGCAGGGCGGCACCACGCCCGGCCUGAGCAUGACGAAUGCGGCGACAGGGAUGGCGAGUGUCUUUGGCAGUCAUCAUCAUCCGCAUCAUCCGCACCAUACGCACCACCAUCAUCAUCACCACCAUCCAGCGGCUGCCUACCAUCAUCAUCCGCAUAUGGGGACCUAUGGCGGCGUCUAUCACGCGGAGGCUGCCAUCGAGCUGAAGGAGGAUCAGCCGCUGUUCAGCUUUCAGGAGCCCGUCGACUAUAGUCAGGUGAACGGUGGCGCUGGCACUGGCAGCGGUGGCAACGGUGUCAGCCCAGUCACACCCAACGCCAGCACCACCUCCAAUCCCACAAGCAGCGGCAGCCAAAAGUCCACACAAUCAGCCACACCUCCGCCUCCAAAAAAGCGCGCCAGGAACAAGCUGGAGCCGCUGUAUCUGCAUGCGGAACGCUCUCCGGCGGCAGCCAUUACGCCCGAACCGGACUGCUAUGCCCUGCACACGCAUCCGGCGGCGGCAUAUGCCACAUCGGCGGUGGCCAGCAGCGAUGCCUCGGUCAUCUAUGCCACCAUUGUGCCAACGAGACCGCGGCUGCCCAACAAAUCACUGCCGCCCGAUCCGGCGGACUUUAUCGAGCAGUGGAAUCCCAGUCCGCCGUGGUCAGAGUCCGCACAGAAGGCCUCACUCGACAGCUUUGGGUCCAACCACGAGCUGAGUCCCUGCAUCACGACCACACCGCCCACGCCCACCAGUGCGACGCCCCACCAGAGUGGCCUUGGCACGCAGACCAUUGGACCGGCCUUCAGCUUUGAGUGGAUGUCCGAUCCACUGGUGCCGCUGACCUAUCAGCAGUGGCCACCCACAGGAGACCAUCACCAGCAGCUGUCACAGCAUCUGGCCGCGACACAGCAGCAGCAUCAGCAGCAGCAGCAGAACCAGCCACAUCAUCAUCAUCCGCACCAGCAUCAGCAGCAUCUCCUUCUCCAGCAGCAGCAGCAGCAGUCACAGCAGCAGCAGUCCCAGCAGUCUCAACAUUUAACACUUCAUCAUGUCCACGUGGCGGGGGGGACGACAACAACAACAACGACAACGGCAACGCGUGCGGAGCAUUCCAUCGAUGGGGUAGCGCCAGUUCCAUCACUAGCGAUACCCCUACCCAUACCGAUACCGAUACCCAUAGCGAUACCGCUGACGGUGACCACGGGCCAUGCAGAUGCCGGGGAACCGGUUGAGGAUAGAGAUCCCAAAAAUUAGUGAGCAGCAAAACAAAACAAAAACAAACAAAAAAGCUCGGAAAUACCCAGAGAUCGGAUCAGAUCGGAUCGGAUCGGCUUGCAACGGGCGGCGGCCAGGUGAUAAUCACACUUAAAUUAAUUGCCACUUGUCAUCUUAGCGUUUAAAUUAUUUUUAUCGAAACGAAAAGCAAACACAAACGGAAAAAACAAUAAAAUUUUUGCGCUAUAACACAUUCAUUUCUCUACGAGUAUAUAAUAUAUCAACUAAUUUAAGUAAUUUCCAUGGAAGCCAUUGUUUUUUCCACCUCUCUCUCUCCCUCUGCUUUUCGUAUGUGCAAUCUCGGAAGACACUUAAAAAUAAAUGUAUGCAAUAUGUGUUGUAUGAAAAUGGGCACUUGGAAAUUAGUUUUGCGAUAGCAAAACGGCAGCAGCAAACAGCAGUAAAAAUAAUAUAACAAAAUAGCAAAAACAACCGAAGCCAAGAGAGCUCUAUUAGUUGUAGCGUUUCUUAUUAGCGUUAUUUUUUAUGGCAUGCGCUUGAAACAUUUUUACGAUGAACUAUUUCUGUAUCUUGUAUCUGUAUCUUAACAUGCCCAUAUGUAUAGGUUUAUGUGUGCAUUAACUUUGUGCGUAAUUCGUCGACGAUUUAGGUUAAUUAUUUUAUUUAUUAAACGUUUUAU
This is a messenger RNA of Drosophila obscura, 3624 nucleotides long. RefSeq names its product hybrid signal transduction histidine kinase B (gene dysf). The transcript is spliced from 11 exons. Gene Ontology annotation, molecular function: DNA-binding transcription factor activity, RNA polymerase II-specific; protein dimerization activity; RNA polymerase II transcription regulatory region sequence-specific DNA binding. The record is from RefSeq and is a predicted model, not a curated record. Bases 117 to 2963 code for a protein of 948 amino acids. Gene Ontology annotation, biological process: regulation of transcription by RNA polymerase II. Lineage: Eukaryota; Metazoa; Arthropoda; Insecta; Diptera; Drosophilidae.